Exophiala bonariae is the source of this 3717-nucleotide messenger RNA. RefSeq lists its product as uncharacterized. The coding region runs from base 1 to 3717 and encodes 1238 amino acids. Gene Ontology annotation, biological process: spliceosomal complex disassembly. Lineage: Eukaryota; Fungi; Ascomycota; Eurotiomycetes; Chaetothyriales; Herpotrichiellaceae. Gene Ontology annotation, cellular component: catalytic step 2 spliceosome; intracellular anatomical structure. The record is from RefSeq and is a predicted model, not a curated record. Gene Ontology annotation, molecular function: ATP binding; RNA binding; RNA helicase activity. The transcript has 2 exons.
AUGGACGACUUUACCUCCCUCGAGCUCCUCUCCCUGGUAUCCAAAGUUACCUCGGAGCUGCAGAACCAUCUAGGAAUCAACGACAAAACUCUCGCCGAGUUCGUCAUCGACCAACAUGAAAAAUGCGGCGGCAAACUGCCCGACUUCAAGGUGGCUCUGGCUGCCAUGGGGGCAGAGUUCCCCAACAGUCUGGUGGAGAGUAUCGACAGACUGAUCCUGACCAUGCACCCCAUACACAAGGUCGUCAAAAAGCAGGCAACAGCGCAGAAUGGAAACUCGGAUAUGGACGAGCUCGACGCAAUCGGACGGAAAGCGAGAGUGUUCAAGGGUUUAUCGGUCCCGGAUCGUGAGCAGUUAUGGGAUGACUAUGAGGAUGAUAUGGUUGGUCAGAAGGCCAUUGAAGAGACUGGGCCCCCCAUACCCGAAGGCGAGGAUGAUGAUACAUUUGCACUACUGGAAGGCCUUGCGAGCAAACCGAAGAACGGGACGGGGGGUACCUCUGCCCGGAGUAGAAAGAGAAGCAGAAGUCCAGACCGAGACGAAUAUUCUCGGGACAGAAGACCACGGCAGAAGAACUGGUCUCGAAGUCCAAGUCCUCCUGGGGAGAAGCGUUCAAGACGACAUCGUCACGAUGAUAAUGACCGCGAAUACGACCAACGGCAAAAUGGCCACAGAGAUCGACAUGGUGACAGAAGGAAUGGACAUUCCAAGAGUAGUCGGAGGGAUCACGACGAGGAUGAAGAUGAUUUUCGGAAGCCUCCACGGAGAGAAGUGGACGAUAAUCCGAUUUUGUUCAAGGUCUACGAUGCGACAAUCAACGGUCUGAAGGAUUUUGGUGCCUUUGCAAACCUCGAUCAUGUCAAAGGAAGUCCUAGUGGUCUAAUUCAUGUUUCGGCGAUACAGGAAGGGGCAAGAGUCAAUCAUCCUUCAGACCUCUUGUCUCGUGGUCAGCAGGUCAAAGUCAAGGUUAUCAAAAUGGAGAACAACAAGAUUAGUCUUUCCAUGAAAGAAGUAGACCAAGUAUCUGGUCAAGAUUUGGUCCCCUCGAGGCGAAUUGCAUCCGGAGCCAAUAUGGAGCGUCUGGAUGGUCUUCCGUCAGAUGGUCGUUAUGGAAAUCUCAGUUCAAGCGUACCUGUCAUAGAAGACGAUUACAAUGCGAGAUCCAAGAAGAACAGAAAGCGGAUGACGUCUCCUGAAAGAUGGGAAAUCAAACAACUCAUCGCUUCAGGAGCUAUCUCGGCACAAGAUUAUCCCGAUAUUGACGAAGAAUACAAUGCAGUAUUGAAUGGAGAAAGUCAAUUCGAAGAGGAGGAGGAAGAUAUCGACAUUGAAGUUCGGGAAGAGGAACCGCCUUUCUUAGCUGGACAAACCAAACAGUCCCUUGAGCUUUCCCCCAUUCGGGUUGUGAAAGCCCCUGAAGGAUCUCUCAACAGGGCUGCUCAAGCAGGCACAAAUCUAUCAAAAGAGCGAAGAGACCUGAAGCAACAGGAAGCUGCUGACAAGGCAGCUGAAGAAGCAUCCAAGGUCGAUCUCAACGCACAAUGGCAAGACCCCAUGAUCAAUCCAGAACAACGGAAGUUUGCGGCCGAUUUGCGACAAGCACAGCAACAGACUACUCGUGCUAUCGAAGCUGUACCCGAAUGGAAGCGUGCUACCCAAAACAAAGACCAAUCGUUCGGCCGCAGGACUAACAUGACGAUCAAGCAGCAGCGAGAAUCGCUUCCCGUGUACAAAUUCCGGAAACAACUGCUCGAAGCUGUGGAAACCAAUCAACUCCUCAUCGUCGUUGGUGAUACUGGCUCCGGCAAAACCACACAGCUUACACAAUAUUUGGCCGAAGCAGGAUAUGCGAACCACGGUAUGAUCGGUUGUACUCAGCCUCGCCGCGUCGCAGCUAUGUCUGUAGCAAAGCGCGUCUCGGAGGAGGUAGGUUGUGAACUUGGUCGGGAAGUGGGCUACACUAUUCGUUUCGAGGACCGCACAUCCCCAGACACCAAGAUCAAGUAUAUGACUGAUGGCAUGUUGCAAAGAGAGAUUCUCUUGGACCCUGACUUGAAAAGAUAUCAAGUGAUCAUGUUGGAUGAAGCUCACGAAAGAACAAUUGCCACUGAUGUACUUUUUGGAUUGCUCAAGAAAACAUUGAAGCGACGGGCCGAUCUGAAGCUUAUUGUCACUUCAGCUACACUAGAUGCCGACAAGUUUUCCGAGUACUUCAACCAGUGUCCCAUUUUCUCCAUUCCCGGUAGGACGUUUCCCGUGGAGAUAAUGUACUCGAGAGAACCUGAAGAGGACUACUUGGAUGCGGCAUUGACUACGGUCAUGCAGAUCCACCUCACUGAGCCUCCUGGUGAUAUCUUAUUAUUCUUAACGGGAGCGGAGGAAAUCGACACUAGCGCCGAGGUCUUGUAUGAAAGAAUGAAAGCCCUUGGCCCAUCAGUACCAGAGCUUAUCGUUCUUCCUGUUUAUUCCGCCCUGCCCAGCGAAAUGCAGAGCAGAAUCUUUGACCCAGCUCCACCAGGAGCUAGGAAAGUCGUCAUUGCAACCAAUAUCGCUGAGACAUCUAUCACCAUUGACCAGAUCUAUUAUGUGAUUGACCCGGGAUUUGUCAAACAGAAUGCCUAUGAUCCAAAACUGGGUAUGGACUCAUUGGUUGUUACUCCUAUCUCGCAGGCUCAGGCGAAGCAGAGAGCUGGUCGAGCUGGUCGAACGGGUCCAGGAAAAUGUUUCCGUCUUUAUACCGAAGCUGCAUACCAAUCUGAGAUGCUUCCCACGAGUAUCCCGGAAAUUCAGCGACAGAAUUUGGCUUAUACCAUCCUCAUGCUCAAGGCUAUGGGCAUCAACGAUUUAUUGCACUUCGAUUUCAUGGAUCCACCACCCACAAACACCAUGUUAACUGCACUCGAAGAAUUAUACGCGUUAUCAGCACUUGACGAUGAGGGGCUACUUACAAGGCUAGGUCGCAAGAUGGCUGAUUUCCCUAUGGAGCCUGCCUUGGCCAAAGUCCUGAUUGCGUCGGUCGAUAUGGGUUGUUCAGAGGAACUUCUUACCAUCGUGGCGAUGUUGUCCGUUCAAACUGUCUUCUAUCGUCCCCGAGAAAAGCAACAACAGGCAGACCAGAAGAAAAGUAAAUUCCAUGAUCCACACGGUGACCACCUUACACUCCUCAACGUCUACAACGCGUGGAAACUGUCGAAAUAUAGCGAUCCUUGGUGCUUCGAAAACUUCAUUCAGAAAAGACAAAUCGGCCGAGCAAAAGAUGUGCGACAGCAGCUUGUGUCUAUCAUGCAGCGGUAUAAGCAUCAAAUCGUCUCUUGUGGACGCAACACAAUGAAAGUCCGCCAAGCACUAUGUUCAGGCUUCUUCCGGAAUUCAGCACGCAAAGAUCCCCAAGAGGGAUACAAGACGCUCAUCGAAGGGACACCAGUCUACAUGCAUCCCAGCAGCGCCCUGUUCGGCAAACCAGCUGAGCACGUUAUCUUUCACACUCUUGUCAUGACCACUAAGGAGUACAUGCAUUGUGCGACUGUGAUUGAACCAAAGUGGCUCGUGGAAGCAGCUCCGACAUUCUUCAAAGUCGCCCCGACUGAUCGAUUGAGUAAGCGUAAGAAGGCUGAGAGGAUUCAACCUCUACAUAACAAGUUCGCUGGUGAGGACGAUUGGAGACUUAGCUCGCAGAAAAGGCAAGGUAGAGGCGGUGGUGGUGGUACUUGGGGUUGA